AUGCAUACAUCGCAAAGGGCUCAGCACUCACAACAUAUCUUGGCAACUGUGCAUUCAACACAGACGAUACAGGAGCAACUGGAAUUCAAUCGCCCGUAUAAAAUCAUGUCAAAUCCGCCCAUUGCCCAUCCCAGAUCGCAGAUUCUAUCGCCAUCGUCUGAGAUGAUUGAGAUGAACCAAGGAUCAGCCAGCUCGUCCAUCUCAGAGGCUUAUACGAGUACGGAUCACAAUAUAUCUCAACCCAGCAGUCCGUCGCGCUCAAACGUUACGUUUGCCGACUCGAUCCCAAACUCUAUCAUGUCCCAUCCCAACAUCACCAACAACCGCACGUUAUACGAAACCCCUGAAUCGUACUCUACAACGCAGAUGAACGCAUUUGAAGGAAUGGAUUUGAUAACUAGAUCUCCUAUAGACGGUGAAGCUAUGGGUAUGAAAAAAGUCGCAACAUCUGUAUGGUAUCCCCGCCCCCCACGUAACAAGAGCCUGCCGCUGCCACCAAUUCCAAUACCGGAAGCUGUCAACAAUGGUGCAGAGAUGGCCUAUGCUGCUGGUGGAUCAGAAUUGAGUUACGGGGCUGAUACUGAAGCCAGUCGUUUCACAGAAGCCAGUCGUGAUUCGAAGGUGGGAUUCAAUUCAGAUGCUUCCGAGUUGACUCUUGUACAGAAUUCGCAAAGACCGACAGUUCAUUUGUCUACGUUUUCAAAAGCUGUCGCCCGAUUGACAAGCACGCCGUUACCGCCAUUGGAUGACCCAGAAUUCCAAGCUCGGGCACAAGCCAGGGUAUUGCUGAAGUAUGGUGGUAAACCAAAGAAUCCACGAGCUGUCUGUAUUCGACGAACAUUACUUGCCUUGGUUCUUGGUGUUGUUGUAUUAGCAGGUGUAAUUCUCCUAGUCUUAUAUUUCACAAACGCCAAAGUGCGUUCUGCUCUCGGUGGCACCUAUGCACCCUACUUUAAUGCUACAGUAACUCUUCUGGACUCUAAUUUUGUAAAUGGCACCGAUUGGCUUGGUUUUGGAACGUCGUUAAGUUGGUGGGCUCGCUUCGUUGGAGAGACUAUGAAUGGAACUAGUCAAUUCGAGGCGUUGAUGGAUUCUGUCUUUGAUGUAAACAAGGGUCUAGGUCUGACUGUAGUCCGCUAUAAUAUUGGAGGGACACAGGCUGGUGCAUCCGGAUUCCCACCAUACUAUGGAAUGCCUGCAGUGCAACAGUACGAAGGAGGUCCUUAUAAUUUUGAUUUGGAUUAUGGUCAACGAUAUACACUGUUGGCUUCUUUGAAACGAGGAAUAGUUGCCAUAGAACUUUUCUUGCAAUCUCCUCCAUGGUGGAUGACAAACUCUGGCUCUUCGAAAGGCAAUUACGAUGGGUCGGACAAUUUGUCGUCUUCCAAAUACUCCUUAGCAGCAGAUUAUCUCGUAAACACGAUAAAAUACUACCGUGACAAUUAUGGCCUCAACUUCUUCAGUGUUGCUCCAUUCUCCGAACCAACUGCAUCCUGGUGGGCAGACAAUGCCGCUGGCAGGCAGGAAGGCUGUCAUUUCGACUUGUCGUCCGUCGCUAGCUUCACAUCCGUGCUUAAUUCUACCUUACAAGCAAAUAAUUUGUCAACGCCGAUUGCUAGUACUGAUGAUGUAGCAUAUUCGAAUACGCAGGCAUCGUUGCAGGGUUUGUCGAGUAAGCAGAUUGCUCAAAUCGGAAAGGUUAAUACUCAUGGAUAUUUUGACCCACCAAACUCUGAAAGGGCGUCUUUUGGACAAGUGGUUCAAAAGUAUGGAAAGAAGGCUUGGAUGUCAGAACUGGGAACAGCGGGACAAGCAAUGCUUCCAGAUGUAGCUGGUAUUCGUAAUUUAGGUGGAAUUGGUUUAGCUCGUCAAAUUGUGGCUGAUAUAUAUUAUAUUGGAGUGACCGCAUGGGUCUAUUGGCAGGCUGUUGAUGUAGCAGGUGGUUGGGGAUUAAUAAGUUUGCCUAAUGGAGUCUAUAACGCUUCGUUUUUCAACAACAUGCCAACACCCGGAAAGCAAUACUAUGUAAUGAUGCAAUAUUCAAAGUGGCUGAGGCCUGGCAUGGAUAUUGUAGCGUCCGAUCAAGGAAGUGACGUGGCAGUAAUAGUCGGACGUUCAGUGUCUCAAAAGUCUAUGGUCGUAGUUGCUUUAAAUGCAUACUCGUAUGAUCGUGUUUUUGGUAUUGAUAUUUCUGGAUAUGCUCUGGGGGUCAACGCCACCGCAGCUGCAAAUGUAACAAUAUCAGCUUAUAGGACAUCCGAUACCGAAAACCACGCACCAAUCGCCGCUCCACAAUAUGGGUCUAAUAGUGUGAUAUCCCUAUAUUGUCCGCCGAAUUCUGUCACCACGGUCAUCGUUAAUGAUCUCACAUGGAAAAAGUCGUCAUAG
This is a messenger RNA of Synchytrium microbalum, 2388 nucleotides long. RefSeq lists its product as uncharacterized. The coding region runs from base 1 to 2388 and encodes 795 amino acids. The transcript has 9 exons. Lineage: Eukaryota; Fungi; Chytridiomycota; Chytridiomycetes; Synchytriales; Synchytriaceae. The record is from RefSeq and is a predicted model, not a curated record. Gene Ontology annotation, molecular function: hydrolase activity, hydrolyzing O-glycosyl compounds.